This is a messenger RNA of Penicillium salamii, 599 nucleotides long. The record is from the annotation of a GenBank genome assembly. Lineage: Eukaryota; Fungi; Ascomycota; Eurotiomycetes; Eurotiales; Aspergillaceae.
CCGCCAUCAUGUCUGAGACCUUCGAGUUCCAGGCUGAGAUCUCUCAGCUGCUCUCGCUGAUCAUUAACACCGUCUACUCCAACAAGGAAAUUUUCCUUCGUGAGUUGAUCUCCAACGCCUCCGAUGCCCUCGACAAGAUCCGCUACGAGGCUCUCUCCGACCCCUCCAAGCUGGACUCCAACAAGGAUCUCCGCAUCGACAUCAUCCCCGAUCUCGAGAACAAGACCCUUACCAUCCGUGAUACCGGUAUUGGUAUGACCAAGGCUGACCUCAUCAACAACCUUGGUACAAUUGCCCGCUCCGGUACCAAGCAGUUCAUGGAGGCCCUCUCCGCUGGUGCUGAUAUCUCCAUGAUCGGCCAGUUCGGUGUCGGUUUCUACUCUGCCUACCUGGUUGCUGACCGCGUCACCUUUGUCUCCAAGCACAACGAUGACGAGCAGUACAUCUGGGAGUCCGCCGCUGGCGGUACCUUCACCCUGAAGGAGGACACUGAGGGCGAGCAGCUCGGCCGCGGAGGUCGUCAAGAAGCACUCCGAGUUCAUCUCCUACCCCAUCUACCUUCACGUCCUGAAGGAGACCGAGACCGAGGUCCCCGAUGA